GCUCUUGUUCGGGCCCGCCGAAAUGGGCGAGCAUAACCUCCUUAAUACCGGGAUUGUGGGACCUUUGGUAAACAUACACACCGGAGACACCUUUUACCUCCCAAACUUUCGUGCUUCUGGGGGACAACUGGCGGGUCUACCUUCCCUCCCUUACCCAAGAAGGGACAAUGUUUGUUCCCUACCUUGGAGUCAGUCGGAGCAAUGCAACGGAUACACUCAGUCCUUCUUUAGCAACCCCGUCACCCUGAACCCCGCAUUUAACCGAGCAUGUGAGAUUACACGGCAAGAGGAGAACAAAUGCUUUUACAGCUGUGGUGGCUGCACAGUCAAUGGUGUAAGUAAUAACCGCGAAAACUUCGCCGACAAUGCAAACCUUAAACGUGGUGAAAGAGCGGGAGAUGAAUCGUCGGUGUCCAUAACGGCAGAGCACGGACUGCACAAUUCGAACAUGAUGGGCGGAGAUAGGAUAUACUCUAAAUAUGAGUACGGACCCACUGUAGAGAAUCUGACGCAAGACCCGCCAUCCUGUAACUCCCUGGAAUCGGACUCUGGUUCGUCACAAAACGAAGGGGGCAAAGCCCCAGGCAUCCUCACGCAUACAAUAUCAUCCGUUGGCCCACCCGCAAACGGAACAGCACCGGGAGAUGCGACGUGGUACCCUGUGCAUACAAGGACCCGCAAGAAGCGCAAACCGUACUCCAAACUACAGCUGGCCGAACUAGAGAGUGAAUUUAUGCUCAACGAAUUCAUCACCCGUCAGCGACGAAGGGAGCUUUCGGACCGGCUCAGUCUAUCGGACCAGCAAGUGAAAAUAUGGUUCCAGAACCGUCGCAUGAAGAAGAAAAGACUGUUGCUAAGAGAACAGGCUCUGUCCUUCUUUUAAGGGGAGCAAAAUCAAUUGUAAAUUUCAGGACAGAGAAAAAUAUGCUCAUACAGAAGUUCCCAAUAUAGGUUAACAAGAAUGAUAUAAAGAUUUUGAUUUCAACACCAACAAACGUAUCAAUACACAUCUCUUGACACGAGUCUACCCUUAGUUUAAUAGAACGCCACCAAAUAGAAAUCGUUAAAAAUACACUAAAAUAUUGGUGACUGGCUUUAAUGGUACUGCAUAGUAACAUAUUAACCAUUGAAAGAGUUCUUGAAAUGAACACGCAUCGCAUGAAAUUUUCCAAACAGGAAAAUCGUUAUUUGAGGUCUGUUAUAGAAAUCAAGCAAAAAUAGUGUACACUGGUAUAGCAUGUCCAGCAUAUAUGCCUAAAUAUCUAAAUACAAAGGCAGGGCACAAAAGGGAUAUAAAAGAGACUAGGUCGGUAUGCAUGAUUAAAAAAGACACCUGAAAGCAACUUUCUAAGUCCCCAUUGGUCUUCUGUAUCGAAAACAGACAGGUGACAUUUCUAACUGAACCCAUGAUCAACGAUCUGAUUCCCUAAACCAAACAAUAAUAUAAAUUGUUUCUCGUUCACGUGAUUACGCUUGGUUUAAGUAAACUUUGUCUCCCACAUGCGCGUCACUGGGGGCGUUCAGAGUCAACAAAUGUAUAAUUGGAUAGUGAACGUUGUAGGAGAGUGGGUAACUGGGUGAUAGUUAGUGCUGCUAUUUUUGGACGCAAAGUUGAUCAGCAGAACGUGGGAGUGUAGAACUAUUGUUCAGUUCUGAAUAAUAUUUACAACAAGUGUAUAUUUACUGCAAUAAUACUCGACAGUAUGUGGAAUGUUUGCAUACACACCUUCCGGUACUUUCACACAACCCAUAUACAUUUUAUUCCCAUGAAUAUUUGAAAAAGCUUGGUAUAUUAAAUAACGUUUAUAUUAAAUAAAGAGAUUUUGUUAGUGCUAAGUUACAUCUAGGCUACGUCUACGCAAAUCAUAUGACUAAAUAAUCUAUAUUUUCUCAAAAAGCAGUCCUUUACUGUAGUAUUUCACAAGAGAAUGUAUUUACUUUAUCCCAGCCUAUAUGUCUAUUAAAUACGCCUGGGAUUUAAGAGUUAUCUAUUGACCAUAUAAUGGAUUUGAAUGAUACAUUUGAAUGCGUUUGCCUGUUUUACUAAAAACCAAAACAUAUCCAAGAAACGUUGUUAAUCCCUAUUGCCCUUACGUAAAGUCAUGACGAGUAGCGAGAUCAGGGGUACCACUAGGGAUUUCGAGCCUCAUGGAAAGAUAUUGGCCCCAAUAAAAAAAAGUAACUAAUAUUCCAAUAAUGUUUUAAGGAUCCAUUCACAAGCCCUUAGAAUGGUCCUAACUAUUCCCCCACAUGGCGCCUUUGAGUAGGCUUAAUUAAUUAAAUUACUUGCGAGACGAUAAAUAAAUAAAUAAAUAAAUAAAUAAACAAGGCGCCAGUGAUGUGAAAAACAUCUCUCUGCAUUUGCAUAGCGAUUGUUUUAUGCAUUUGAACAUUCGUAUUCUGUAGAGGGAAUUAGAUUUAACGGGCGAACUUAACUAUUAUUCGAAAAGUAGUAGAGCUUGUUCUGGUGCAGUAUUUGCAUGCAAUAGAGGUCUAUUUAAAUGACUCUGCUGCUCCUCGUACUAUUCUUCUCAUUUUUCGCAAAACAUAAUGUUUGUUUGAGUUAUGUGUGAAAAUAGAAAACUGUGAUACUAGUCUUGGAAUGAAUAACGCAGCAGCCUGUUUUGCUCUUGUUUGUUUAGCUGCUCACUUCUGGGUUGCUACGUUUGCUUGUCAAAUUAAUAUAACUUUCUGUACAAGUGUACGUGCCCGAUUCACGUCUAUUAAAAUCUGUGAAUGCUUC
Molecule: messenger RNA, 2743 nt
Organism: Electrophorus electricus (electric eel)
Lineage: Eukaryota; Metazoa; Chordata; Actinopteri; Gymnotiformes; Gymnotidae
Gene: hoxc12b
Product: homeobox C12b
Biological process (GO): regulation of DNA-templated transcription
Molecular function (GO): sequence-specific double-stranded DNA binding; DNA-binding transcription factor activity, RNA polymerase II-specific
Source: RefSeq, a predicted model, not a curated record